UGACAUAGACCAAAGAUAAUAUAUCUUUCACGAGAGUUCAGGCCAAGAUGGAGGUCCUGUAUUUAACAAUUCUUUUAGGCGUAUUGGUUACUCCGACAUUUGCAACAACGGCGUGUGUCGCCACUCUGCAUGGGGUCUGUGUUAGCCUAUACGCUACGACAGUGUACUGCCCAAUAGGGGAUUCUUUCACAGUAAGUUUCUGUGGAUUUAUGCAAGGAUGCUGCUAUCCUACAUAUACAACUUCUGGUAUCCAUGGCAGUACCGGUACACAAGGUAGUACCGGAACACAUGGCUCAACAUCCGGUUCCCAAAUUGGUUCUGGUACACCAGGCGCGUUAUCCGGAUCCGGAAGUAGGUCAACAACUAAAUGUGGAAUGAGUGAAGUACCUCACACAAAGAUCGUUGGAGGAACUGUGGCUACUCCUGGCGAGUACCCCUGGCAAGUGUCACUCCGUUUUAAUGGUCAACACAUGUGUGGAGGUACCCUUAUCAGUAACCAGUGGGUGCUGACUGCCACACACUGCUUCGAGGAUACUGGUAGAUCACAUUGGACAGUAGCCACUGGUGUACACGAUCGGGGUCACAUCUAUACUACACAGGUACACAGAGCAGUGAACGUUAUCUCUCACCAAGGCUACGACAAGACAACUCACCACAACGACGCCACCUUAGUGAAGCUCGAGAAACCUAUAGACAUUACCAGUACCAACGUGAGAAUAGCUUGCCUACCGGAGCCUCAUCAAGUCUUCGAUAACCAAAUCUGCACAGCCACUGGUUGGGGAACGACAUAUCUAGGAGGACAAACAACACGUUACCUUGAGGAAAUCGACCUACCUAUCAUUGCGAACUCACAGUGCCGAUACAUCAUGGGUAAUGCUGUGACGUCAUCUAAUAUAUGUGCAGGCUACACACGUGGACAUGGAGUGUGCAAGGGAGAUUCAGGUGGACCACUAAUAUGUAAAGUAAAUAAUCACUGGACGCUGGCUGGUAUCACGUCUUGGGGGUACGGAUGCGCUGAGGCACACACCCCGGGGGUCUACACAAGAGCUUCCGCGUUCCUGGACUGGAUACAUACAACAAUGCGUCUACAUGGAGCGACUACCAGAUCACGAUUUGACCUCAAAGAUAAGAAUCCAGUAAGUCCAUUUCUAACUUUGCAAAGUUCACUUUCAUCAAGACCGUACACCGACAUGGAUUUGUUCUGUGUGUCUCUGCUUUUGGCUAUUGCAGCCAGUCCGGUCUUUUCUCAAACAGUAUGCCAAAAUACCCUGCAUGGUUCCUGCAUCAACUUGUUGAGCGGGACAACCCACUGUGGAGCAGGCAACCAUCUCGUCCUUAGUUACUGUGGGUUUCUAGAGGCAUGCUGUUAUGGGGCUCACCACACCGUCGCUACGGCCGCUCCCACGCAUGCGCCGUCCCAUGGGACCGGUUCGCACACCACGAGUAGCGGUCAGUGCGGUGUCCCUGCCGUAUCAGGCAAUCACAAGAUUGUAGGAGGCACAGUAGCAACACACGGAGAAUACCCGUGGCAGGUUUCCCUCAGAUACGGAGGACAGCAUAUGUGUGGUGGUACCCUUAUAGAUAGCCAGUGGGUCGUCACCGCGGCUCACUGCUUCCAGGACACUUCGAAACAUUACUGGACCGUAGCUGUUGGUGUUCAGGAUCGUAGUCACAUAUACAGCAGCCAGGUCCACAACGCCAUACUUGUUUUAACGCACGAGCACUACGACCAUAGCCGUAACCAUAACGACAUCGCCUUGAUCAAACUGGACAAACCUGUGGACACUACCACUACCUACGUCAAAACGGCUUGUCUUCCCGACCCCAAUGAAAACUUCGACAACAACGUUUGUACAGCAACUGGAUGGGGAGCUCUUCACGAGGGUGGACAAGGCUCUCGUUAUCUGGAGGAGGUCGACGUUCCUAUCAUUCCCAACAGCAGGUGUAAUUAUUACAUGGGAAAUUCUAUUUACACAUCUAACCUUUGUGCUGGCUAUAGUCAAGGUGGAAAGGACGCUUGUCAGGGAGAUUCCGGUGGCCCAUUGACCUGUAAAAAGAACGGAGUUUGGAAAUUGGCCGGUAUUACGUCAUGGGGAUACGGCUGUGCUCAGAGGAACGCUCCCGGAGUCUACACGCGGGUAUCAUCCUUCCUUAGCUGGAUUCAAACAACAAAGAAUGCGCACUAAGCUCGGAUAUGGUUCGCCGGGCUUACUCGAUAUACGCGAUUAUAUAGCAAAAAUAAAAUCAAAAUGGUG
Messenger RNA from Mizuhopecten yessoensis (Yesso scallop), 2255 nucleotides. RefSeq names its product transmembrane protease serine 9-like. Gene Ontology annotation, molecular function: serine-type endopeptidase activity. The record is from RefSeq and is a predicted model, not a curated record. The transcript is spliced from 13 exons. Lineage: Eukaryota; Metazoa; Mollusca; Bivalvia; Pectinida; Pectinidae. The coding region runs from base 48 to 2186 and encodes 712 amino acids. Gene Ontology annotation, biological process: proteolysis.